This is a messenger RNA of Apis dorsata (giant honeybee), 1599 nucleotides long. Its product is annotated as methionyl-tRNA formyltransferase, mitochondrial. NCBI's taxonomy places the organism in Eukaryota, Metazoa, Arthropoda, Insecta, Hymenoptera, Apidae. Gene Ontology annotation, cellular component: mitochondrion. The record is from RefSeq and is a predicted model, not a curated record. The coding region runs from base 46 to 1068 and encodes 340 amino acids. Gene Ontology annotation, molecular function: methionyl-tRNA formyltransferase activity. Gene Ontology annotation, biological process: biosynthetic process; conversion of methionyl-tRNA to N-formyl-methionyl-tRNA. The transcript has 8 exons.
UGUUUUUACGGUCGAAAUGGUUUAUUAUAGAAUAUAAAAUAAAACAUGUAUAUAAUUUUAAGUCGUACAGUAUAUAAUACAACACAAUUUUUAUGUUCAUUCAAAGGAAUAAAUAAAAUAUUUCUUGUAAUUAAUUCAAAAGUAUAUAAUAAAUAUUAUACUUUUUAUAAUAAAUCGCAUAUAUUACAAAAUAAUUCAUGGAAAGUAUUAUUUUUUGGUACAGAUGAAUUUGCAGUUGAAAGUUUGAAAAUCUUGUAUAAUAAAUAUAAAUCUAAAGAGCUAGAACGGCUAGAAAUUGUUACAAAUUAUAAAAUAAAAGAAAAUCCUGUUGUAAAAUAUGCAAAACAAAAUAAAAUUAUUGUACAUAAAUGGCCAGUUGAAAUUAAUAAAUCAGAAUUUCACAUUGGAAUAGUUGUCUCAUUUGGUCAUUUAAUUCCAUCUACAAUCAUAAAUGCAUUUCCAUUAGGUAUGUUAAAUGUACAUGGUAGUUUAUUACCAAGAUGGAGAGGAGCAGCUCCAAUAAUUUAUACAUUAAUUAAUGGAGAUUUACAAACAGGAGUUACAAUAAUGAAGAUAAUGCCAAAAAAAUUUGAUAUAGGAGAAAUAGUAUUGCAAAAACAAAUAAAUAUUGAUGAACAUGAAACAAUGCCAAAAUUAUAUACAAAAUUAGCAAAGCUUGGAGCAAAUCUUUUAAGAGAAACAUUUGAAAAUUUAUUGGAAUUAUUACAAUUUGCAAAACCUCAAGAUGAAACUAAUAUAACAUAUGCACCAAAAAUAACAUCAAAAAUAUCUUUAGUUAAUUGGAAUGAAAUGUCUGCCACAAAUGUUUAUAACUUACAUCGUGCUCUUCUGGGUUUGUAUAAUUUAACUACAUCAUUUCAAAAUGUAAAAAUAAAAUUGCUUGAUAUUCAAAAAAUUGAAUCAAAAAUAAUAGCAACAAAACUUAAAGAAGAAAAUGCAGGUGUUGCAAUAUAUAGCAAAAAGAAUAAUGCAUUAAUUAUAAAAUGCAAAGAAAAUAGUUUUGUUUCUGUAAAAAAAAUAAUUGUUCAAGAUUCUUUCUUUUAUUGAAUUAAAUUAGCUUCAAGAUAUAUUCCUAGUAACAAUUUUAAAUCAAAGAUAAAAAUAUCCAUAAAUAAGUUUUAGCCUAAUUUGUUGCUUUGGCUGCUUCAAAAUUAUACGAAGUGUAGGUGUAUUAUCCAUCUUUUAUGAAGAAUUGUUCCCAUUUUCAUAUAAAAGUGAUUUUUUAACUGGUGGAUCAAGACAGGUGAAAUGAUAACAUUUUUUACAUUCAUCGCACCUAAAAAAUUAAAAUUAAUAAAUUCAUAAAUUCGGAAUUUGUUUAAAAAAAUAAAUAUUUAAUGUAUUUAUAUGAACUGACAUAACGAGAUUUUGACUGGUGCCAGGCAUAUCACAGACAUUGCAUUGUGUUAAAAGGUCUGUAUCUUUUCCUCUUUUUCCGUUUCCCGUAGAUGUUCUACUUGUAUUAUUAGUAGAUGCAUUUGAUGUUACAGGUGUAGUAUUUGAAGUCAAAGAUGGAACAGAUGGAGGUGGUAAUUUAGGAAGUGGCGGUGGUGAUGUAAUUUCUGUACUAGUAGAUGU